Astyanax mexicanus (Mexican tetra) is the source of this 4627-nucleotide messenger RNA. RefSeq names its product neurofascin homolog (chicken) b (gene nfascb). Gene Ontology annotation, biological process: brain development; dendrite self-avoidance; axon guidance. Lineage: Eukaryota; Metazoa; Chordata; Actinopteri; Characiformes; Acestrorhamphidae. The coding region runs from base 302 to 3826 and encodes 1174 amino acids. Gene Ontology annotation, cellular component: plasma membrane; axon. Gene Ontology annotation, molecular function: cell-cell adhesion mediator activity. The record is from RefSeq and is a predicted model, not a curated record. The transcript is spliced from 28 exons.
GUCUGAGUGGAGUACAGUGAAGGAAGCAUCUGCUGAGAUAUCUAUUGUUUGUGUUGAUGCUGUUUUUAAUGUUGGUCGUGAUCGAGAUGGGCAUCUAUGAUGGGAUUACACUGAAAUAAGGAUAACUGAACAUUGAUAUAAUCAAUAAUUACACAAGAGGAAUACUAAUAUCGGAGCACUGUGAUGAGCUGGAGAUGUAGAUGGGUCAGCUGUGUGUCUGGAUUCUGAAUGCUUCUGUUUAAACUGUCAGAACUGCUAGGCAGUGAGUUGGUGGUGUAAGUGGUGGUUGGUCUGAACAGAGAUGAGGACUGAGAGAUGGUGGGAAUUUCUGGCCACAUUCACUCUCCUCCUGCUAAUAUGGAGAGUGGAUUCUAUAAUGGAAAUCCCUCCUAAUGUGAGACAGCCACCUAUGAUAAUCAAGCAGAGUGUCCAGGAUCACAUCGUGGAGCCGACUGACCCCAUCAUAGUGGAGUGUGAGGCCACUGGAAACCCUCCUCCUGUCUUCACAUGGACACGUGAUGGAGUGUAUCUGAACGUGGCGCGGGACCCUCAGGUCUCUAUGAAGAGACGUUCUGGCACGCUGGAGAUUUUCUUUUGGGGACGACCUGAAGAUUACGAGGGCAUGUACCAGUGCACAGCUACUAAUGAGUUUGGCUCGGCUGUGUCCAGUCAUAUUCAUUUACGUGUCUCCAAGGCUCGUACGUGGCUGAAGGAGUAUUUGGAGCCUGUGUCGGUGUUUGUCGGGCUUCCUCUUAUUCUGCCGUGUAAUCCUCCAGUUGGCCCUCCCAAACCCCAGACCUACUGGAUGAACAGCUCGAUGGUACCAAUCCGGCAGGACCGUAGAGUAUCAAUGGGAGAGAACGGAGACAUGUACUUCUCCAGCAUCGUCGCUGAGGAUGCCCUCACAAACUACGUCUGCACAGCUCGCUUCCCCAACUCGAACACCAUCCAGCAGAAACCUCCUCUUAUCCUUCAGGUGCACACAGCUCGUAUGGCAGCUCAGAUUGCUCCCAAAUUCAUGAAGCCCAAAGGGACAGCCAGCUCUCAGAUCGGCAUGCUGGGGGAGGAGCUUGUCUUGGAGUGUUUUGCUUCUGGAGUUCCAGCUCCCUCCAUCAAAUGGACUAAAGACUGGGAACCGUUGUCCAUGGAUGGGAUGAAGCUGGAGAACUUCAAUAAAACUCUGCGCAUUAAGAAAAUUUCUAUGGAUGACGGAGGAGAAUAUAUCUGCACUGCCAGCAACAGAAUGGGCUACCUGGACCACAUCAUCACUGUUAGAGUUAAAUCGACUCCCUUUUGGGUCCAGAAGCCGGAAAGUCUGGUUCUUUCUCGAGAUGAUGGUGGGCAGAUAGAAUGUCAGGCUGAUGGAAUUCCCAGACCUCGGAUACAAUGGCUAGUUAAUGGAGAACCAAUUGAGGAUGCUCCUAAGCGUGCAGACAGACAGGUAUCUGGAGACACUCUCACAUUUCGCUCUGUGGUGCCAGACAGCUCAGCUGUGUUCCAGUGCAAUGCUUCCAACCCAUAUGGCUACAUACUGGCCAAUGCCUUUCUCGCAGUCAUGGACAUGAAGCCUCGACUGCUGGGCUUUAGAAAUCAGUUGGUUAAAGUGACAGAAGGUAGUCAGACUCUUCUGCACUGUCCAUAUUUUGGAUCCCCAAAACCAGACUUGCGAUGGUCUAAAGGUGGGAUGGGUUCGUUAGAGGGAGGUCGUUUUAAAGUUUUGUCCAAUGGAACACUGGAGAUCAGGCGCACCAAACUCCAGGACCAAGGGACGUAUGUCUGCAGUGCCAGCAAUGUCAUUGGGAGAGAGGAGAUGGAUGUACAGCUGGAGGUUAAAGAGCCCACCAAAAUCCUCCGUGCGCCACAUAACGUGAUCGUGAUCAAGGGGAGCUUGGCACGCUUUGAGUGUAAGUUCCAAACUGACUCAACCCUGGACGUGACUGUGACCUGGCUCAAGGACAAAAAGUUCCUGAUCUUAGGUAGAAGGAUGACAAAGGACGAGGACUCUCUGACCAUCGCUGACGUGUACAGGAGGGAUGAGGGCGUGUACACCUGCAGAGUUAAGACUGAAGUGGAGGACGUCAGUGUAUCCGCCAAACUUACUGUGAUGGAUCGCCCUGACCCUCCCACAGACCUAGAGGUGUCUGAUCCAUAUGAGAGGAGUGCCAGACUCACUUGGAUACCAGGAGACAGCCACCAUAGCCCCAUCAAAGAGUAUCUGGUGCAAUAUACUGAAGAUCUCCUCGCUGACUACUGGCUUGUACAGAGUGGAUGGAAGAACCUGACCAGUUACCCUGGACAUCUAAACUCAGUGGUGCUAAAACUCAUGCCAUUUGUGGAGUAUCGUUUUCGAGUUAUUGCGAUUAAUGGCAUCGGCCCCAGCAGACCCAGCAGACCGUCUGAAUACUAUGAAACUGGAGGAGCUGUGCCCGAUGCCAUCCCGAAAAACAUCAAAGGAGUGGGGACUGGAAUCUUCAGAAAUAACAUGGAGAUCAGCUGGGAGCCGUUGGAGUACAGAGAGUGGAACGGGCCAAAGCUGGGCUACAUGGUGUGGUGGAGGCGGAGAGACUCCAGAGAGGAGUGGAAGAAUUACACCACCUACUGGUGGUGCAGUCACAUCAUCUACGAGACAGACACCUUCACACCCUACGAGAUCAAAGUGCAGGCCGUCAAUUACUUUGGCCUCGGACCCGAGUCUCCUAUCAUCAUUGGCUUCUCUGGGGAGGAUCGUCCCACUGCUGCUCCCGAUGAUCUGCGGGUCUCAGAUGUUGAGAGUACUAAACUGACUGUUCAUUGGCAGCCUGUGCCCCAAGCCAGCAUCAACGGAGAAAUUAAGGAGUAUACGGUGUAUUACUGGCGAGAGAGCAGCCGUCUCCCUCAUCAUACCGUCAGCAUAAGAAUCAAAUCCAAAAGCUUUAAAGCCAAUGGUCCACGGCUUUCCGGCCCCCUUACUGGUCUCAUCCCCUACAGCAACUACAUGAUGUACAUUGUCGUGGCCAACAACCGAUACGAGGGUCCACCUAGCAACAGGAUUGGGUUCCAGACACUUGAAGGAGUGCCAUCUGUCCCAAGGUCAUUCAGGAUCAUGCACAGGCAUUAUGACACCCUGUAUGUGGACUGGGAGGAGCCUGCAGAACCCAAUGGCAUCCUCAUUGGAUAUACCCUCAAAUACCAGACAUUGAAUGUGUCAGGAGAGAGGAUGCAGGUGGAGAACCUUCCCCCCAACGCCACCUCCUUCUCACUGCGCCGCUUCGACCGCUACACUCGCUAUAAGUUCUCUCUGGCUGCCCAGACGCAGAUUGGAGUCGGGGAGGUGGUCACCGGGGAGUCGCCCCAUUUCACAACUGAAGAAUUUACCCGGGAGCAAGUGGAUAUAGCCACUCAGGGAUGGUUCAUCGGCUUGAUGUGCGCCAUUGCACUCUUGGUUCUCAUCAUGCUGACGGUCUUCUUCAUCAAAAGGAGUCGAGGAGGAAAGUACCCAGUACGAGCUAAGCGAGAUUUCGCGCUUGGUCCGCUGGACGAUAAGGAGGAAGGCACUUUUGACUACAGGUCUCUUGAAAGGAUAACACGAUUGUCCACCCUGCCCUACUCCAGACGGGAGGAGGAGAGCCGUCAGGGUCGUAGUCAGGGGACUAUUGAACACAUGCAGAAGAUGACCAACAGUGACGACAGCCUGAUGGAAUAUGGAGAGGGGGAUGAGAUUGAAUUUAAUGAAGAUGGCUCGUUCAUUGGCGAGUACACUGGCACCAGCAAGAGAGACAGAGACAGCAGCCAGUACCAGGAGAGCUCUGAGGCCACCUCCCCUGUCGCCAUCUACUCUUUUGCAUAAAGCGAAUCUCGUCGAACAAGUCUCAUAAACAGUGAGAACAAGAAAAGACAGACUUUCAUCUUCAAUACAGCUUUGCAUGGAUGUGAGAUGGCCAUUUUCAGCCAUUGUCAGCCAAUUCAGGAGCAGGACAGAACCGGAAUGCACUGAUUCAGCUUUUAAUAUGGCGGAGGCGCAUGGCUUAACUGGGACAUUUUGCGGUUCUGAUGAUUGAAAGAGUGUUUUAUAUAUCAAUCAGGGUUGUUUUUCAUGUUUACGGAUGGAAAGAGACGAGGCCAGAAGGAGAGAAGAAUCUAUUUAUCAUGUUGAUAAGAGAAAAGGUGUGAACAUGAAUUGAUGAUGAUUAUGAUGAUGAUGGUGAUGAUGAUUGGUAAUGAGCUGGCUGGCUGAGACAAGGCCUGACAAGGUCUAAGGCAACUUUCGUUCUCCUGGACAGUAUUUUAAAUGACAAUGCAUAUUUUUUUCUUCAAUCUAUAUUAUCUGCAUAAUAAAGCCUCAGUCCUCUAUUUAAAUGUUAACACACUCAGAGAAGAAGUGUAUGCAAGUCACUAUGAACCACUAUGACAUGCCGCUAACAGUCCUGUAGAUAUACUGUAAUUGCUACUAAUGGUUCACUACUGUUUCACUGUGAGUAUCUUGGUACAUUAUGCACACCUGCUUAGAUACAAGAAAACUCUUGUCUUGUCUUUUUAUCUCUAAAACUGUAAAUAAUGUGAUGUUUUCUGUGCAAAAAUCAUGUCAUAUUUAAGCAAACGUAUUUCAUAUUACAUUUAAAUAAAUAAAUAAUACAUUCCAACUGUAUGG